Molecule: messenger RNA, 805 nt
Organism: Parathielavia appendiculata
Lineage: Eukaryota; Fungi; Ascomycota; Sordariomycetes; Sordariales; Chaetomiaceae
Exons: 1
Coding region: 108-614 (168 amino acids)
Source: RefSeq, a predicted model, not a curated record
CAGCGUACCUGCUGUCCGUGGAUGGCUGCCGCGUUCGGUUUCCCUCGCCAUCUCCGACCCGUCUUUCCAGAGCCCAUUCCAGGCUCUCCUGUGCUUUGCCACGACCCAUGACCUGGUUGAGCGGUCUGGCGGUUCAGAUUCAUCAAUCUACGCUUCAUUCGGCUAAAUUACCUGCGUCGUUCUGUUUGAACAGAGGCGAGCUGGCUAUCCUAUGGGACACCCGGAGCGCUGACAGCUCCGCAUUGCUUGGCCGGCCGACACGUAAAGCCGAGCUGUCCGAAUUCUUGUUGGUCUCUGCCGGUCUCUGCCCGCCAGUGCCCUCGCCCGCAUUCCAUCUCCAUCCUCUCGGGUCUGUCGUCUCUGCCAUACCAGGGGCUGCCCUCCAGAGUCGGAUCCGGCAGAUGUCCCGGUCGAGAUUGAUACGCCGGAAUCUGGGCGGUCUUCAUCGAAGCGGGGGGGAAAUUGAAAGGAGCACAGCAAACGCAAAAUCACCGGGCCGGGAGAAGUCAGUAAACGAAUCCUGUCCACAUCGUCACAAUAUAUCACGGCGUUAUGCACAAAGUGCACCGGCUGCGAUGAAGGAAGGUGCCGCAAUAUCAGCCUGCGCUAGCUGAUGCGUCUCAGGGAAAAGCUGGAUGGGGGAGAAAUGAGUCUGCUUCAGCCGGCAAGUGAUGAGAUGAGUCGCUUGCGCUCGCCACCUGCCGUCUUGAGCCAGCUUUGAAAUGUCUGCACGGCUCGAUAUCCGCAGCGAACACCCGUUUGAGCCGUUUACUGCUUCUGAACAGCCGAUAGACUUCUGCUGCUU